Messenger RNA from Prunus persica (peach), 7683 nucleotides. RefSeq names its product putative disease resistance protein At3g14460. Lineage: Eukaryota; Viridiplantae; Streptophyta; Magnoliopsida; Rosales; Rosaceae. The record is from RefSeq and is a predicted model, not a curated record. The coding region runs from base 2430 to 4217 and encodes 595 amino acids. The transcript is spliced from 8 exons.
AGUUAUAUUUAUAAAGUAAAAGAACGAAGUACAUAACAUGUAAGUUGAUGCCAAAUAUUUGAUCAACAGAGCUAAACAUAAAACCACGACAAUAUAACGUUGUUCACCAAAAAUUGUGUUUCGUUGAGGGUCAGUAGUGUAGGUUUCAAGAUACGAUUUAUUUUGUUAAAGAAUAUUCUGAUAUUCUAACAAUAAAAUUGGCUCAAUUUGAUAUGUUUCUUUUUUUUUUUGUUUUUGUUUUCCCUUUCAUUUUAUGCUUUGUUGUGCUAUUGCUAAGUUUAUCCUAGAGACCAGGGAUGCUUAGCAAGUUUCUUCACCUGCCCUUCUUCCCAUGUACUAACUAGGGAUACCAUGUCAGAAUCUUAGAUAAGAAUCCCAACCCAAUCAAACUAUGACAUCUGUAAGUAUUCAAAAUUGGAAUUUGCAUUGUGAUAGUUGAGUGGAAGAAUCGAUUAAGGCUUGAGUGGAAGACAAACUUCAGUGGAGGAAAGUAAUUAAUCUCACAAGACAUAGCCCAUCAGUUGGCUCAUUUUUCUUGAGUGUGUAGUCCUGGCCUUGAGGCGAGGCCACAUUGCUUUGGAGAUUUCUUUCUACUUGGUGAAAUUAUAAUUUAGAAGAAGCAAACUGCGUUUUGCAAUUUGUGCGAUUCAAGCAUAUCUGACACUAGUAAUUAGACCAUAAUCUUUGUCCGACCAGAAAAUAAGAAAAGUUGUCUUGUACCAUUUCUGCCAGUGUGGGUCCCACCCACCCCAUACGAGUAAUUUGAAGAAGUCCACCGACAAUUUCCCAAAAGCUUUGGCGUCCAACUUUGCCGACCCCAUCCCCAUGUGAGGCCAUAGAAAAGUUUUCAGCCACAAUCAAAGAAGGGAACAGUCCUUGAAAAGAGAGGGUUUUCCAAGGCCAAGAUUACAAGUUCAUGUUAUUUACAGUCUCAAAAAGCUUCCAUACUUGUUUACAAACCUGUAUUUUCAAGUUGUGCUAGCCUAGCUAUUUGCAAAUCUUGGAAUAUUUUACUUCAUCCAAAUCCCUUGCAGUCUGCAGAGAAGAUAAAAGACAUGGCUUUGAUUGGAGAGGCUCUUAUCUCUGCUUCCGUCCAGGUGUUGUGCGACAGAAUUACUUCACCCGAGUUCGUUGACUUAUUUUGGCACAAGAAACUCGAUGAGCCACUCCUCAGGAAGCUGAGGACGACACUGUUGGCCUUGAACUUGGUGCUCAAUGAUGCAGAGGGGAAGCAACUUGUGAACCGAGAUGUGAAAAAGUGGCUUGACGAGCUCAGACAUGCUGUCUUUGAUGCGGAGGACUUACUGGAUGAGAUUGACACUGAAGCUUUGCGAUGCAAGCUGGAAGAAGGUGAAGAUCAAACUCACAAAUUUACCAAUAAGGUGCGGAACUUGCUCUUUUCUCCUCGUAGUCAUUUUUAUCAGAGCAUGAAUGAUAAGAUAAAAGAGUUACUAGCAAGGUUAGAAAACUUUGUACAACUGAAAAGUGCUCUUGGUCUGGGAGAAGUUGCUGGGAGGAAGGUUUCGCAAAGAACUCAAACAACCUCCUUGGUUCUUGAACCUUAUGUAUAUGGUAGAGAUGAAGUCAAAGAAAAGUUAUCAAAAGUGUUGCUAUCUGAUGAAGCAGGCAAGGAUCCUGUGUCUUUCCUCACCAUUGUUGGAAUGGGUGGGGUUGGCAAGACAACCCUUGCUCGAAUGCUUUACAAUGACGAUAAGGUGAAAGGGCAUUUUAAACUUAAAGCUUGGGCUUGUGUUUCAGACUACGAUGAUUAUAUUAAAAUUACUAAAACUCUCCUUGAGGCAGUCACUUCAAAGCCUUGUAACACGGCAAAUCUGAAUUUGCUUCAAAAAGAUCUAAGAGAGCAAUUGAGGGGAAGGAAAUUUUUAUUUGUGUUGACCUAUGGAAUGAGAAUAAUGAGGAUUUGAACUACCUUAGAGCUCUUUUUAUUACUUUAGGAACAAUGGGAAGUAAAGUCAUUGUAACAACACGGAACAAAAAUGCAGCAUCUGUCAUGCAAAAUGUUCAUAUUCAAUACUUAGAACCAUUGUCGUAGGAGGACUGCUGGUUAUUACUUGCAAAACAUGCAUUUGGAAAUGAAAAGUGUAGUGCACAUUCAAACUUGGAAGACAUUGGAAAGCAAAUUGCACUCAAGUGCAAAGGGUUGCCUUUAGCUGCACAAACACUUGGGAGUUUGUUACGUUGCAAUAUGGAUUUCGAGUACUGGAAUAGAAUACUAAAUGAUAGUUUUUGGGACCAACCCUAUGAUAAAACUAACAUUCUUCCGGCUCUAGGGUUGAGUUACCAUUAUCUUCCUACUCAGUUGAAACGAUGCUUUGCUUAUUGUUCAAUUUUUCCAAAGGAUUAUGAGUUUGAAAAGGAAGAUAUAGUUCAAUUAUGGAUUGCAGAAGGUAUAAUUCCACAAGCUGAGAAUGGAAAAAGGAUGGAAGCAUUGGCUAGAAUAUACUUUGAUGAGCUGUUAUCACGAUCGUUGUUUCAAAAGUCAAGUAAAUUCAGCUUCAUUAUGCAUGAUCUCAUUAAUGACUUGGCUAUGUUCAUGUCUCAGGGGUUUUGCCUUAGGCUCGAAGAUGGGGUAUCCCGUGAAGUUAAAAGAGCUCGUCAUUUGUCAUAUGCUAGGGGAGAAUUUGAUGCUGCUCCAAGAUUUGAACCAUUAUAUGAGGCUAAAUGUUUGCGGACCUUCCUACCUACCAUUUGUUGUGGGCAAAUCUACUGGAUCAGGCAUAAGAGAACUGAGGCAGUUCCCGCAACUUCGAGGAAAACUAUCAAUUUUGAAGCUACAAAAUGUAGUUGAUGCGAGGGAUGCACUGCACGCCAAUAUGAAGCACAAGAAAGAUCUCAAGGAGUUAGAGCUUUCAUGGGGUGCGGAGGAUGCUGAUGAUUCCCAAAAGGAGAAAGAUGUACUCGACAAGCUCCAGCCUUGCGUGAAUUUGGAGAAAUUAACCAUCAAAUUCUAUGGUGGAACUAAUUUUCCGAAUUGGUUAGGAGACUCGUCUUUUUCUAACAUACAAGUCAUGCAUCUCAGUGACUGUAGUUAUUGUUGGUCGCUCCCACCAGUUGGACCGCUACCGGCACUCAAACAGCUCUGUAUAAGAAGAAUGAAGUUUGUGAAGACGAUUGGCGUUGAAUUCUAUGGCAGAAAUGGAGCUUAUCUGACUCAGCCAUUUCGAUCUCUGGAGAAGCUAGAGUUUAGGGAGAUGCCAGAGUGGGAGGAAUGGGUACCAAGUGGAAGUGCAAGUGGAGGUGAAUAUGGUCCAGACUUUCCUCGUCUCCAGGAGCUGAUUCUAUACGAGUGUCCGAAGCUAAGAGGAAGUUUGCCUUGUGAGUUGCCUUGCUUGAAGAAGCUUACGGUGUAUGGGUGUAAGGUUUUACAUGAUGGAAGGGCCAUUACCGCAACUACCAAUAGUCUUAACUAUAAAUCUCUGGAAGAAUUGAAUAUAAGUGGUGGAUGCCAAACUCUGUUAUCAUUAUUAGAGACAAAGCUCCUGUCCGGACUUGAGAUUCGAAAUGUUGUUGACAUACAGUGCUUGCCCAACUGCAGUCGUCUUCAACAUUUGACUCUUUCGAAUUGUCCAACGCUGUCAUCAUUUCCCAAAGAUGGCCUACCCACUACAUUGACAUCACUUUAUAUAAACAAUUGUAGGAAAUUAGAAUUCCUACCUCAUGAGAUGUUGGCCAAAUUAACAUCGCUUGACUAUUUGUGCAUACAAAAUAGCUGUGAUUCAAUGAGGUCCUUCCCGUUGGGCAUUUUUCCCAAAUUGACGAGGCUUGAAAUUCGUGGUUGUGAGAAUCUGGAAUCCCUUUCCUUGAUUGAAGAAGAAGGAGCUGUUGAGAAUCUCAGCCAUCUCAAUUACUUGCAAGUCUAUAACUGUCCAAAAAUGGUGUGUUUUCACGAGGGAGAAUUGCCCACUCCCAACCUGAGUCACUUUGUAGUCGGUGGUUGCGAGAAUUUGAAGUCAUUGCCCAAAAGCCUUCACACCCUCACUGCCCUUCGAUCUUUGUCGAUAUGUAAUCUUCCGAAUCUGGAGUCAUUUGCAGAAGAUGGGGGUUUGCCUCCCAACCUCCGACAAGUAAGUAUUAGGAAUUGUGAGAGACUGAGGGCUUCAUCAGUGGGUUUGCAAGCACUUGACUCCCUUGAGAUCAGUGGAAGUGACCAUGUAUUCUCUAUCACACUCUUCACAUCUAUUCUCUAUCAACUCUGAAAUCUUUGGACGGAAAGGGUCUUGGACACCUCACUUCUCUUCAAGAGCUAGAUAUUAACAGGUGUCCAAGUCUGGAAUUCCUGCCAGGAGAGGAACUUCAACACCUCACUUCUCUUCAAAAUCUAUACAUUUGGAACUGUCCCAGUCUUCAAUGCUUGCCAGAAGAGGGUUUUCCAUCAUCUCUUUCUCAUCUGAGUAUCCGCCGGUGUCCUACCCUGGAGGAAAGGUAUAAGAAUAAAACGGGACGAGAUUGGGCCAAGAUAUCUCACAUUCCUUGCAUCGAGAUAGGCAACGAAGUGAUCAUAUAAUAUGAGCUAUUCCAUAUUUCACGCUCAACCCUCAACUCUCAAAUCAAAGUCAGGUGAGGUACUGCAGGUUUGUUAUUAAUGUUGUGGCCUGAUAUUCGUCGUAUCAAUAGGUUGUCUUACGUUGAGGAGAGAGAUCGAUCAGCAAUUACAAAAUUAAGCCUACUUUUGUCAGAGUCAGUAGAUGCCAGAAUGAAGUCAUUGCCUAAACACAUUGGCACCCUCACAGCCUUCGACAUUUUGGGAUAUAUGAUCUUCAAAAUCUUGUGUCAUUUGCCUCCCAACCUGCAAUAUUUUCAUAUUUUAAAUUGUGACAGACUGAGCCCUUUGGUGGGAGAUUACUGGGGUUUGCAAGGACUUGGUGGCAAUAUCUUGUAGACGUUUCUCAAGGAACAGCUGCUCAAUACCACUCUUCACACUCUAUAUAUUAUGGCCUGUCAGUCUAUAAUUCCUGCCAGGAGAGGAACUUGAACGCCUCUCUUCGCUGCAAAGGCUACAUAUUUGUGGGUGUGACAAUAUCCAAUUCCUGCCAGAAGAGUGUUUGCUGCCAUCUCUUUCUUAUCUGUGCAUCAACCAUUGUUUUGCCAUGUAGAAAAGGUAUCUCACAUUCCUUGCGUCAAGAUAGGCGAAGAAGUGAUCAUAAGAUAUGAGCUCUCUCUCCCUCUCGCUCACAUACAAUUCUUUUCGCAGGACAACAUAUCUUCUCUUGGAGAGCUAUUCAUUUGCAAGGUUUCUUUAUGGGUCAUUUCCAGAGGAGGGUUUACUAUUUAAUAGAAAGGUUCACCUGGAAUAUCUCAACUGACACAUUCCCAAAUACAGGCAUUGAAUGCACAACAUUUUGAGGUUUUACUUAUCUUGAACUGCAGAAGCCUACUUUUUGACAUAGGUGGCAUGGCACAAACUCGCAUCCGCAUUUCCUUCCCCAUUGGCAUGCUGUCUCAUCUUUUGUAUUCUGUUACCAGCUUGAAGCUUGUGUAGACAUGUUAUGCUCUUGUAAUUCUGAUCACAAACAUCACUUGACAAAUGGAAAGUCACAAUCAGAUCUUUCAGGAACAGACCAAACAUGUUCAUACGUGGCAUUGCUCAAGUCAUCAUCAUUCGGGACAGAGAAUAAGCCUUCAAAUGUCUGCUGAGUCAAUGAACCUUUCUAGAUAUCUCAAGUGUAGUGGAAAUUGAUGAGUUACAAAGGAUUUUUAAACAUUUUCUACUGGAGGCUAGAAAUGCUUCAAAUAAAUGACUGUGUUGCAAUUAUUUUGUAGGAUCAAAGACUCUGCAAAGAGUUUGUUGAUCUUGGGCAAGUGGAGAGAGAGGCGUCAAGUGAUACACAACAACCAUUUUCUGUGAGCUGAUUUGAUAAAGAGAAAUGGUAUGCUUUCUUGUCUUAAGCGGUGUGUUCUGCAAUUAUUUGAAACAAAGGAUGCCGCACUUCAAGUUCGAGAAAAUCAGGUAUUUUAGUAUUUUAUUCUGGAGAAAUUUGAUUUAUGUAGAAACUUGAACAUGUAAAUGAGAGAAAAAAAAAUUUAUAUAUAUAUAUAUUAUAUUGUAUAUGCUCUUAAUGAGUUAAUAUGGUGCUUGCUCCUGGUUGGAAAUUUAUGUAGUCAUCUACCUAUGAUCAAAUAAAGAUGAAAAAUAAAAUAAAAUUGAGAGCAUCUUCCUCUCCCCUGCUUUGCUCAUCCCUUGUUCUUCCACUUCAGCCCCACUAUUACACCAUUUUUUCAGCCACAAUUAUAAUAGCUCCAUGAGCAUUAAGUCCUUUUCAAAUUCUGCUGACAUUCAAAAUUGGAAUUGCUGGUGAUAUAUGAUAGCAUCCUUGUCCGACCAAAAAGAAAAAAAAAAAAAGUUGAUAGCAUAUUGUACCAUUUUGGCCAGUGUACGCAAUAUUAUUGCAUCCAACUUUGCAUAUUAACAUCAGUGGCCACAGUUCCAUGAUUUGAGUGCACAGAAAGGUUUCAAAAGUUGUCCCACAAAGAACAGUCGUUCAAAGUGAAAGAGAGUUUUCAAAGCUUAGUUACAAGUUCAUGUUAUUUACAAUAUCAAAAAGCUUUCAUACUUGCUUACAAACCUGUAUUUCCAAGUUCUGCAAACCUUGGAAUAUCACUUCAUCCAAAUCCCCUUCCAAAGCAGGAAAAAUGGCAGCAGCUUUGAUUGGAGAGGCUCUCAUCUCUGCUUCUAUCGAGUUGUUGUGUGACAGAGUUACUUCAGCCGAGUUCAUAGACUUAUUUCAGCAGAAGAAACUUGAUGAAACACUCCUCAUGAACCUGAAGACGACACUGUUGAUUUUGUUUGCGGUGCUCAAUGAUUCAGAGGAGAAGCAAAUUGUGAACCCUGCUGUGAGAGAGUGGCUUAACAGCUCAAGCAUGCUGUCUUUGAUGCAGAGGACUUACUUGAUGAGAUUGACACUGAAGCUUUGCGAUGCAAGCUGGAAGGAACAGACCAAAUAUGUUCACACGUGGCAUCGCUCAAGUCAUCAUCAUUUCAGACUGAAAAUCAGCCUUCAAGUGUCUGUUGAGUCAAUAAAACUUUCUAGAUAUAUCAAGUGCAAUGGAAAUUCAUGAGUUACAUAGAGAUUUGUAAACAUUUUGAAGAUUGCAACACCUGCAAGUGAGAUAGGCGGUGACGAAAUCAGAGAUGAAGCCUCUGAUGCCCCUGUUGUUGCAAGUUGCACCUGAGAACAUGUUUUUUUUUCUUCUUUGGGGUAAAAAACUGGCAACAUGUUCGGAGCUGACAAUUCAAUCCCUGAUGAACUAGAGAAGCAAAGCUCCGGUAAGGAAAUUGGUCAAGGUUGUGACAGGGAUGAUUGAUGGUGAAAUGGAUGCUAUUUCUUAUUGCAGCCUGUUCUUAAAGUUCUUGUUGGCAAAUGCAAGAGAUGGAGUAUUUUGAUUGGGAGGAGAGAUAAUGACAUGGCUUGACAAUUCUAGAACAGCCCAUCAUUAAUCCCAGAAAAAAUCCAGUUUCUGCUAAACAAUCACUUAUGGCAAGGCCAACUCUGUAAAUGGAAUUUGUGAUCCCUUCAAAUUGUACACAUUUUUUCUUUUUGAGGAAUUUAAUCAAACAGUAUUCUAAUGCAUUAUGAUGGCACUACACGCUUUUGUUGUAACAAAUUACAAGGAGGAAUUUGGAUUGAGUUUCUUGUAUAAGCACACCUUACACAAAUUUCGUAU